Molecule: messenger RNA, 378 nt
Organism: Monoraphidium neglectum
Lineage: Eukaryota; Viridiplantae; Chlorophyta; Chlorophyceae; Sphaeropleales; Selenastraceae
Exons: 4
Coding region: 1-378 (125 amino acids)
Source: RefSeq, a predicted model, not a curated record
AUGAUCAACGUUUGGAGCGCAUCUGCGCUGCACAUAUUCGCGCCCAGGCGCGGCGCGGCCCUGGCUGAGGCCGGCGGCGGCUGGGAGCGGCGCGCGGUGUGGCUGGGCGUCACCUGCGUGUGCGUGGCGUUCUCCACGCUGGUGGCGGUGACGGCCCCCUUUUUCAGCGAACUGAUGGGGCUUAUCGGGUCCCUGGGGGACAUCAUGAGCAUGUUCGGACUGCCCUGCAUCUUCGCCAUCAAGCUGCUCAAGCUCGGUCGCACGGAGACGGCCCUCUGCUGCUGCCUGGCGGCCGUCGCGGUGGCGCUCAGCGGCUGCGGCCUUGUCAGCAGCGCGCAGCAGCUCGUGGAGGCGUUUAGGGGCAGGCCCGGCCGAUGA